AUAUCGAACCACACCCCGUGAACCGGCAAUUUCCACCUUAUUCUUCGCGUCGCGUCCGCGUCCACGUCCCCUCCCACCACUUUACCUCACUACUCUACACGCUUUCCAGCCUGCCUUGCCUUUCUACCUGCAACAAACGCACCAUGACCACCACGGCCCCCGCACAAGACGACUUCAGCGGCGAUGAAUACAACGACCUCUUCGCGUACGACAUUGGCGAGCUCGACAUCGAGAUCCCCGAGGCACCUAAGAAGACCGCCGCCGCUCCACAACCGAAGAAGCGGAAGGAGGAUGAAUUGGGCCUCGACGAUGAGGUCUUGAUCAAGAAGAAGCGGGUUACGGUUAAGCUGGAUGAGCAGAGGUUGAUGUCCAUCAAUGGGUUACCACGGCUGAGAAAGGAGGCGCCAACGAAGUUGAAGUUUAAAGGGAAGGGGUAUGAGUACAAAGACGCGUCACGACUCCUGGCGUUCUACCAGCUGUGGGCGGACGACUUAUUCAAGAAGGCGAAAUUCCGCGACACCCUGAAGAUCAUCGAGAAGCUCGGGCACACGCGCACGAUAAGAUCGGCUCGGGAGGACUGGAUCCACGAAGCACAGGGCGGGAAGAGAGAUGAGGCCGAGAUGCAGGAAUUACACGUGAAGGGCAAGGAGAAGGAGAAAGAGUCUGCUGCUGGCGAUGGUGCAGAGAAGCGAGGCGAAGAUGGCAACGACGACGAUCUGUAUUCGUUGCCGACUAGACCCUCGGCUCCGAAACCGGCGACGGCACUGCCAGUUCCGAGUGAUCCAAAUGCACUGUUCCUGGGCGGUGUGCCAUUGGAGGAUAGUGAUGAUGAGAUGGAUGGAUUUGAUGAUGCGGACUUCGAGGCCCUUCUGGAAGCGGAGAGGGCAAAGGAUAAGGCGAAGGGGUCGGGGUCGGCAUCAGCAUCAGCACCAACAUCAGCACUACCAAUAGUACCGCCAACAGUGCCGUCAACAGUACCGUCAGCGCCAACCCGUGAGAUAGACGAAUUUGAGGAUGACCUGGAAGCAAUGGAAGCGAUGGAAGCAAUGGGAGAGAUCGUUGGGCGCAGUGUGUCUGCGGCUGGGAAAGCUGCUCCGGUACCAGUAAGGGACGAGUUUGAAGACGAGCUAGAGGCCAUGGAGGCCAUGGGAGCGUUCGAUUGAGAUGCCAGCUAGAUAGAUGGAAUGCGCAACUGUUGCCCAACAGAACCAAUCCGCUUUGUCGUUGCUUCUUUAUGUGUUAC
This is a messenger RNA of Tricharina praecox, 1243 nucleotides long. Its product is annotated as replication fork protection component Swi3-domain-containing protein. Gene Ontology annotation, cellular component: nucleus; replication fork protection complex. Bases 144 to 1163 code for a protein of 339 amino acids. Gene Ontology annotation, molecular function: DNA binding. The record is from RefSeq and is a predicted model, not a curated record. Gene Ontology annotation, biological process: replication fork processing; replication fork arrest; DNA replication checkpoint signaling. The transcript is spliced from 3 exons. NCBI's taxonomy places the organism in Eukaryota, Fungi, Ascomycota, Pezizomycetes, Pezizales, Pyronemataceae.